Messenger RNA from Chelmon rostratus (copperband butterflyfish), 2363 nucleotides. It is a transcript of the gene nmt1a, whose product is annotated as N-myristoyltransferase 1a. Bases 1 to 1458 code for a protein of 485 amino acids. Gene Ontology annotation, cellular component: cytoplasm. Lineage: Eukaryota; Metazoa; Chordata; Actinopteri; Chaetodontiformes; Chaetodontidae. Gene Ontology annotation, biological process: N-terminal peptidyl-glycine N-myristoylation. Gene Ontology annotation, molecular function: glycylpeptide N-tetradecanoyltransferase activity. The transcript is spliced from 12 exons. The record is from RefSeq and is a predicted model, not a curated record.
AUGGCGGAUGAGAAUGAGACAGCACCGAUGCCGGAGAAAGAAGAUGUAGAGGACCACGGACACUGCAGCGACUGUGAAAAUGAAGAGCACCACUUUGAUGAUGGUGACAGGGGUCUGGGUGACGACACUGGUGCCAAGAAGAAGAAAAAGAAGCAGAAAAAGAAGAAGAAAUCUGGUGCCACAGAAGCAGUUCAGGACCCCCUUGCCAAGGUGAAUUCAUUGCCAGCUGACAAGCUACAGGAGAUCCAAAAGGCCAUUGAACUGUUCUCUGUAGGCCAAGGCCCUGCCAAAACCAUGGAGGAGGCAACUCGGAGGAGUUACCAGUUCUGGGACACGCAGCCUGUGCCCAAGCUUGGGGAGACUGUGACAUCACAUGGCUCCAUUGAACCUGACAAAGACAACAUUCGUGAGGAGCCCUACAGCCUCCCACAGGGCUUCAGCUGGGACACCCUCGACUUGGGGAACCCUGCUGUGCUCAAGGAGCUUUACACGCUUCUCAAUGAGAACUAUGUGGAAGAUGACGACAACAUGUUCCGCUUUGACUACUCCCCCGAGUUCCUGCUCUGGGCCCUGCGGCCCCCUGGCUGGCUGCCCCAGUGGCAUUGUGGAGUGAGGGUGAACUCCAACCAGAAACUGGUGGGCUUCAUCAGUGCCAUUCCUGCUGCCAUCCAUAUCUACGACAUAGAAAAGAAGAUGGUUGAGAUCAAUUUCCUCUGCGUCCACAAGAAGCUUCGCUCCAAACGAGUUGCUCCGGUUCUGAUACGAGAAAUCACCAGAAGGGUCAACCUGCAGGGUAUCUUUCAGGCGGUCUACACUGCUGGAGUGGUGCUGCCCAAACCUGUGGGCACAUGCAGGUACUGGCAUCGCUCUUUGAACCCACGCAAACUCAUCGAGGUGAAGUUCUCCCACCUGAGCAGGAACAUGACUAUGCAGCGCACCAUGAAGUUGUACCGCCUGCCUGAGGCUCCUAAGACUCAAGGUCUGCGGCCGAUGACCAAGAAGGAUGUGCCGGUUGUGCAUCGCCUCCUCCGUGAGUACCUGAGCCAAUUCAACCUGGUGCCUGCCAUGAACCAGGAAGAGGUAGAACACUGGCUGCUGCCCCGGGAGAACAUUAUCGACACUUACCUGGUGGAGAACGAUGGAAAAGUGACUGAUUUCCUGAGUUUCUACACACUGCCCUCUACCAUUAUGAACCACCCUGUGCACCGCAGCCUAAAAGCAGCAUACUCCUUCUACAACGUGCACACCACCACCCCCUUGCUCGACCUGAUGUCCGAUGCCCUCAUCCUGGCUAAAUCGAAAGGGUUUGAUGUCUUCAAUGCACUGGAUCUAAUGGAAAACAAGACUUUCUUGGAGAAGCUCAAGUUCGGCAUUGGUGAUGGGAAUCUACAGUAUUAUCUGUACAAUUGGAAGUGUCCCAGCAUGGGAUCAGAAAAGGUUGGUUUGGUGCUGCAGUGACAUCCCUUUACGCCAUAAACAAGUGUCACCGACAGGCCAGGAGAGACCGCACCAUCGCACUGACCACCUGACAGAUGGACUGAUGACUUCCUGCUUCAGGAAAGGAAAACCCACCGCCCAUUUUUACUUUUUGACCUUUUGAACUUUGACCUGCACUACCGCUGCCAGGCGAGGAGGCAGGGAGAGUCUUGCUGCUCUUCCUCCUCCCUCGAUCACAUGGACCUUAAGCCAUUGUAGUUACCAUCCCAAACAACUGUAUUUCAUCUGAGAGCUGUCUUGAUUGUACCAAACACACAUACACACAAGAACAGUUUGCACAGAUCACCGCAUACCAAACGCUCACUGUUGGCAUACCGACGAAACGUACAAUACAUGUAAAUAAUAUCAAACAUUACUGCGGAUUAUUCCCUAACACACACAGACUAGAACCUACUCUUUUAUUUUAUUCAUAAAUGUUGGAAGUGCUUUUUGCAGUUAAGAUACAUCUGUCAUCCUUCAGUUUUAGAGAUAAAAAUAAAAAAAAUCAAAUAAUCAAAAAAAUAUUUUAAAGAGGAAAAGGCUCAAAAGGGUGAGGUAAUAAAUACCAAAAGUGGACACCAGAUAAGGGCUUCUGUUAAGAUUUUUCUUGUCAUGCUUGACCCUUUCUUUUUUUUUUUCUCCUCCAACCCUCUGUUCUGCCCGUCAGUAUGGAGUCAAUUCAGCACUGCUUCGAAAAGCUGUUUAUGCCACAGCUGCUGUUUGUCUUCUGGAGUUCUUCUCGUCUGUAGUAACAUUCAUGACCCUCCUCCUCCAGCUUCCCCCACUAACAGAAGAAGCCCCGAAAAACACAGACUGGUAACAAUGGACCAGCUCAGUCGGGGGAAAAAAAAAAAUCAUCAGAGUCAUUGUGGUCGAGGCUGGUCGGC